UGUUGUUUUGAUAAAAGCGAAAGUGGAAUGCAAGGUAAUUUGCUCUCAGGAGGAAAAACAAAAGUGAAGAGAGGAGAGCAGUAAAGUGUGCAGUAACGUAGGAUAGUCUAUGCGAUCGCAUACUGGAGUUUGUUCUAUUAGCCUAUGGAGGCUGAGAGAGACACACCGCAAACAAAAUAUUUCAAAUUCUGAAAGCAGUCGGUCGGACUGAGUGAAGUGGAAUCGGAGCUGAAACACCCCAAGAGCGAUAAAGACGGUGGACCCGCACUGCGUUAAGAGGCUACCGGUGUAGUUUUGUCAAACACAUCAUAUCACGCGAUUUCUAAAGCUGAGCCCGCGGAGCCCUCUUCCCUUUUCGCUUUUUGGAGCGCAGCGGGCAGCUUUUAAUUCAUGCUCUCUUUUUCCUCGGAGACAGGAGUGUGGCGUAUGUUGCCUAGCAAUUAUAAGUUAAAUGGUAUUUUGGAGAACUCAGCAUUAAGAAAAUAAAUAUUGGAGCACCGGACCAGUCGCACAUCGGAAAAACAAUACUUGAGAGGACAGUUAUGAAGAGGGGUUGAGAAAGGACGAUGCAAAGGCUGUCAACGCUUUGAAGUUCGCGAGACCCGACCUCAAUCUCUGACCGACUUUCAAUCGGCCCACUGAAUGAAUUAUUGGAUACUUCGGACGGAACCUGUGAUGUUCGUUUAAUGUACACGGAGAAUAAGAGUUAUUUACGUGUAGGCUAUUAAAAAAAGCACGCAAAACGCAGUAGCCUGGAAAGUCCAUUCACUGGAAUAUAUAGCGUUGUAAUACAGAAGGAAAUAGACUACGGAACUACAUAGUACAACAAAUAUUUCCAAAGAAACGUUUGAAUUUCCUCUGAAAUGGACUGACACCGAUCAAACCAAACAUAUCUCGAUAAGAUAAUGACCGGCAAUUUAGAGGCUUAUUGGGACUUCAGAGUUGAGAAAAUGCAUAACGAUAAGUAACUGACUGACAGUUGGUGUUUCAUGUGUGCAAGAUUCAUUCCAAAAGUGGUGUGAUAUCCUCUCUUGUGAUGAUUGAGUAUCCCUACUCUGGUACCGGAGGCAUCUCGUGGUAACACAGUAGCUGCGGCAAGGAAGGAGUGGAGUUUGGAGAUAUCAGCAAAUAAACGCACAGAAAAAAAUGUGGCUGCGAAUUCUUCCGCAGGUGUUGACCAUCUGGGCUGUGGUGAUUUCCGGGACAACGGCUGACCUGACCUGUGAUACACUGCUACUGCUGUCCACCAAUCUCACUGCACGUACGUUGGCACUGUGGAAUCUGACCCUCACGCCCAGCAAUGUCACCGCCGGCCUGUUCUGUAACAUGUCCAUCGAUCCCAUCGGUACCUGCUGGCCAAAGAGCACUGCAGGGGAGUGGGUGUCACGGCCAUGUCCAGAGAUGUUCUAUGGCGUCAAGUACAACACCACCAACAAUGUGUACAGAGAAUGCCUUUCUAACGGGUCCUGGGCCGUGAAAGGCAACUACACCCAGUGUCAAGAGAUUCUCAAUGAGAAAAAGAGCAAGCUGCACUACCACAUAGCGGUGAUCAUAAACUACAUGGGACAUUGUAUCUCUCUGGCAGCCCUGUUGGUGGCCUUCAUCCUCUUCAUGAGGCUGAGGAGUAUCCGCUGCUUGAGGAACAUCAUCCACUGGAACCUGAUCACAGCUUUCAUCCUGAGGAACGCCACUUGGUUCGUCGUACAGCUCACCAUGAACCCUAAGGUGCACGAGAGCAAUGUGUUGUGGUGCCGGCUGGUCACGGCCGCCUAUAACUACUUCCACGUGACAAACUUCUUCUGGAUGUUUGGGGAGGGCUGCUACCUGCAUACAGCCAUCGUGCUCACCUACUCCACGGACAAGCUACGCAAGUGGAUGUUCAUCUGCAUCGGGUGGUGUAUCCCUCUUCCAAUCAUCAUUGCAUGGGCCAUUGGCAAGCUUUACUACGACAACGAAAAGUGCUGGUUUGGGAAGAAGGCAGGAGUGUACACAGAUUACAUCUACCAGGGCCCAAUGAUCCUGGUGUUGCUGAUCAACUUUAUAUUCCUCUUCAACAUUGUGAGAAUCCUCAUGACCAAGCUGAGAGCCUCCACCACCUCAGAGACAAUACAGUACAGGAAAGCGGUGAAGGCCACUCUGGUGCUGCUGCCUCUCCUGGGCAUCACCUACAUGCUAUUUUUUGUCAACCCAGGAGGGGAGGAUGAGGUGGCCCAAAUAGUCUUCAUCUACUUCAACUCCAUCCUGGAGUCUUUUCAGGGCUUUUUCGUGUCAGUGUUUUACUGCUUCCUGAACAGCGAGGUGCGUUCUGCGGUUAGGAAGAGAUGGCACCGCUGGCAGGACAAGCAUUCAAUCAGAGCUCGAGUGGCGCGCGCCAUGUCCAUCCCCACGUCGCCCACGAGGGUCAGCUUCCACAGCAUCAAGCAGUCAUCGGCUGUUUGAGGACCAACAAAACUCUGCUUUGGCUGAAAGCCCCCGUCUAACCUCUCACCGCCAACCACCCCUCCAACAUGUCCGCCACAGAGCACCUCUUUCCCCUCUUCUCUCCAAACCAACCGAGGGAAAGAGCUACCGUGAUGGUUCACACAGGGUACACUUGGUCUGUAAACACAAAGCUCACAGACCCCCUCCCAGGGAGCGGUGACCUCUUUAGUCUCUCGCCUGCUGAUAUAUUGAGGUACGUUCGCUCAGUGCGUUCCCUCUGAACGCUACGGAGGGUCAGGAUGACAAUGGCCAAACAAAGUAAUGUCAGGAGCUGACUUUUUGCCAAAAGGCAGAACAGGGAAUUGGAACAAUCCCUGUGGCAUUGGCGGAUUCAGUUGAGAGGUGACGUUUGAUGUCAGAUAAAAAAAAAAAAAAAUCUGUUUGUCAGUAAAUGUUGUGUUUUUUAUUCUGCAAAAUCCAGAAGUUGGAGUCCAUAUGGAUGGAGUUGGAGUCCAUAUGGAUGGAGUUGGAAUCCAAAUGGAUGGAGUUGGAAUCCAAAAAAAGACUUUGAGAGUGGGAAGAAAAUGGUACUGGAGCAUGUGCUUGUAUCAGUGUCAAAUACAUGAUCGCUGUUGGACUGACCUGUUCAAGAUCAUCGACACAACCAUUUGAUUCUUGUUCCUUUGCAUGUUUCUAUUUUCUGUGAAAACAUUUUUGAACUUUGAGUUGGCUAUGCUUGCUGGCUCUGCAAAGUGAAUGACUGCCACGGACCAUUCAUUUCAGGUCUGUCCAUACUACUGUCUCUAGAAAACUUUCUCCCUUUCCUUCCUUCUGUUUUUCUUAUGGAUUAUUAUCUUCACAGAGACCCAUGUUCCCCGAUGUGAAAUCUUUGACCUCCAUUGAAGAUGGAUGCCUUUCCCAUUAUCCCUACAACAACAACCAAGGCAUUGUGCAAGCGGAAAAAGUGAUGUGACUUUAUCCGACACUGUUACUAAUGUGAAUGAGCUGUGAAAAUUGGUACGCACUGUCAAAAUGAUUUUCUGUUGAGUGAGGUUGUAAAAGGUGUUCAUUUUCAACUGAAUAAGCACUCCUUUAUGAAAGCACUUUUGUUUAUUUCAAAUUCCAAAAUGACCAGCACCGUAAUAAGACAACGUCCACUUUAGCAUAGCAUUGUUAAAAGCGAGAUUGGGAGAAAUGCCAAUUUUCUUCUUUAAAAAAAAAAAAUUGGGCUAGCUAUGUUAAGGUCUGAGAGGAACGUGGAUGUUUUGGUUGAUUCAUCUCUGCAACUUGCGUAACUUAUCUAUACUAAAUCCAGUGGGUACUGAUAAUACUUUGCUGAAAUUCUGCAAAUCCUUUCAUCUUGAGCCACCCAUUAUGAAGGACCAUACAAAAUCUGAUAUUCAUUCCAACUCAUUCCAUAACUUAAAACCAUUUAUAGAUAUUGUCAUGCACAUAGCACGACUUUAUUUUUUUAUUUCACAUUAAUAAGUCAAAGUAACUAGGAAAAGAGGAACACAAGGUCUGGAAGAUGAUUGAGUGAAUGCUGACUUUUUGUGGGGAAUAGAGUCAUGCAUAUUCAGAUAGACAUUGUCUAGACAGGCCCUAGACAGGACCUGUCUCAAAUGUAUUGCAGUAGGAUUCACCUCUCUCUCUCUGAAAAAUAUUGUCGGAGCCCUCCCAAAAAGCUUGUGAACUUGAAGCUUCAAUCUCAGGGCUCAGAGAACCAGUUGGCUUCCACACACAACUCCACACAGCACAGGAUGAAACCAAUUAAGACCAAAGUGUUACUUGGUGUUGUGAAGAUAGCUCGGCCCAGUAGGUAGAGCUGUGAGAGGACUGUGAGAGCUAUAAUGGCCUCGCCUACAGGGACUUCUCAUCUCUCACUCACUCACUCAAUCUCACACACAGACCAGCGUGGUCCGCUAAUUAGCUGUACCUGCAGGGAAGUCACAGCUAGCUUGGCUGACAGCUAAGAGCCAGAGACAAUUCAGGAAAGAGAGAAGAGUACCAAAGCCUGUAUCCUGACUCCUGUUCCCUGCUGUGCAACGUCUCUAUGAAUGAGCAAGUGAAUGGAAGAACUGGGAAUGAAAUGAAAAGGGCUUUUGUGGUAUAGGUAGAGGCAAGGAUGGAAACUGGGACCAGCUGGGAUUUGACUUAAAAUGUUCCCCUGGCAUAGCCGCGGGAAGUAGGGGUGCUGAGGUUGCUGCAGCACACCCUAAUAAAUCUACAUUUAAAAAAGUAUUACAAAAACAGUGAAAGCACCCCCCCCAAAACAUCUUCCUGCAGCCAUGCCCCCGGGCCAUAGUGCACAAACAGGGACAGAAAAAGGGUUUGCUAAUUCGCAGAUUGUCGGUCUUGUUGGUUGUGUUCGUUGUUUUGAAAGGCAUAGAGUGCUGUUUUUCAUGUAUUUGUUCAUACAGAACUUUGUGCUUAUUUGGAACACAACUAUAUACAGUAUUUUCAACGUCAUGUCAACCCAAAAAUUCUAUGUGAUGUUUAAUCAACGUGGACAACUGAUUGGAUUUGCAAAAAGGGAUUUUUGUAUUUUUUUUCACCCAACUUUUAACCUAAAUCCAAUGAUAGGGUGACAUUUUUGGUUGAUUUCAUGUUGAAUUCACGUUAGUUGACAACUCAACCAAAUUAAAAUGAAAACUAGAUAUUGAACUGACGUCAAUAAAGUGGGUAUCCGAAAUCAAAAAUUACGCACCCUGUCACAAGAUGCUGUGAUUAUUUUGCAAAGUCAUAAACAAAGCCAACCCUCCGUUGCCAGAUAUUAGAGGUCGACUGAUUAAUCGGAAUGGUCGAUUAAAACUAGGCAAGUCAGUUAAGUACACAUUCUUAUUUUCAAUGACGGCCUAGGAACGGUUGGUUAAAUGCCUCGUUCAGGGGCAGAACGACAGAUUUUUACCUUCUCAGCUCGGGGGAUUCAAUCUUGCAACCUUAGAGUUAACUAGUCCAACGCUCUAACCACCUGAUUACAUUGCACUCCACGAGGAGCCUGCCUGUUACGCGAAUGCAGUAGAAGCCAAGGUAAGUUGCUAGCUAGCAUUAAACUUAUCUUAUAAAAAACAAUCAAUCAAUCAUAAUCAUAAAAAAAUCAAUCAAUCAUAAUCACUAGUUAACUACACAUGGUUGCAUAUAAUCGAUGUGGUGCGUAUCGUUUGCUCCAAUGUGUACCUAACCAUAAACAUCAAUGCCUUUCUUAAAAUCAAUACACAGAAGUAUUUAUUUUUAAACCUGCAUAUUUAGCUAAAAGAAAUCCAGGUUAGCAGGCGAUAUUAACCAGGUGAAAUUGUGUCACUUCUCUUGCGUUCAUUGCACGCAGAGUCAGUGGAUAUGCAACAGUUUGGGCCGCCUAAUUUGCCAGAAUUUUACGUAAUUAUGACAUACCAUUGAAGGUUGUGCAAUGUAACAGGAAUAUUUAGACUUAUGGAUGCCACCCGUUAGAUAAAAUACGACACGGUUCCGUAUUUCACUAAAAGAAUAAACGUUUUGUUUUCGAGAUUAUAGUUUCCGGAUUUGACCAUAUUAUUGACCUAAGGCUCGUAUUUCUGUGUGUUAUUAUGUUAUAAUUAAGUAUGAUUUGAUAGAGCAGUCUGACUGAGCGAUAGUAGGCACUAGCAGGCUCGUAAGCAUUCAUUCAAACAGCACUUUCGUGCGUUUUGCCAGAGGCUCUUCGCAAUGCUUCAAGCAUUGCGCUGUUUAUGACUUCAAGCCUAUCAACUCCUGAGAUUAGGCUGGUGUAACCGAUGUGAAAUGGCUAGCUAGUUAACGGGGUGCACGCAAAUAGUGUUUCAAACGUCACUCGCUCUGAGACUUGGAGUAGUUGUUCCCCUUGCUCUACAUGGGUAACGCUGCUUCGUGGGUGGCUGUUGUCGUGUUCCUGGUUCAAGCCCAGGUAGCGGCGAGGAGAUUGAUGGAAGCUAUACUGUUACACUGGAAAUACUAAAGUGCCUAUAAGAACAUCCAAUAGUCAAAGGUAUAUGAAAUACAAAUCGUAUAGAGAGAAAUAGUCCUAUAAUAACUACAACCUAAAACUUCUUACCUGGGAAUAUUGAAGACUCAUGUUUAAAGGAACCACCAGCUUUCAUAUGUUCUCUUGUUCUGAGCAAGGCACUUUAACGUUAGCUUUCUUACACGGCACAUAUUGCACUUUUACUUUCUUCUCCAACACUUUGUUUUUGCAUUAUUUAAACCAAAUUGAACAUGUUUCAUUAUUUAUUUGAGGCUAAAUUGAUUGUAUUGAUGUAUUAUAUUAAGUUAAAAUAAGUGUUCAUUCAGUAUUGUUGUAAUUGUCAUUAUUACAAUUAAAUAAAUAAAAAUCGUCCGAUUAA
Salvelinus fontinalis (brook trout) is the source of this 6755-nucleotide messenger RNA. Its product is annotated as corticotropin-releasing factor receptor 1-like. The transcript has 14 exons. Gene Ontology annotation, molecular function: G protein-coupled peptide receptor activity; corticotropin-releasing hormone binding; corticotrophin-releasing factor receptor activity. Gene Ontology annotation, cellular component: plasma membrane; neuron projection. The record is from RefSeq and is a predicted model, not a curated record. Gene Ontology annotation, biological process: adenylate cyclase-activating G protein-coupled receptor signaling pathway; cell surface receptor signaling pathway. NCBI's taxonomy places the organism in Eukaryota, Metazoa, Chordata, Actinopteri, Salmoniformes, Salmonidae. Bases 1147 to 2439 code for a protein of 430 amino acids.